Chlamydomonas reinhardtii is the source of this 2289-nucleotide messenger RNA. RefSeq lists its product as uncharacterized. The coding region runs from base 43 to 1710 and encodes 555 amino acids. The record is from RefSeq and is a predicted model, not a curated record. The transcript has 2 exons. Lineage: Eukaryota; Viridiplantae; Chlorophyta; Chlorophyceae; Chlamydomonadales; Chlamydomonadaceae.
AAGUACCAGCAGCAGCGCCGCCAGGCCCAGCAGCAUGUGCCGAUGGCGCCCGCCGCCUCGCGCAGCAGCCCGAUCCCCGCCGCCGCCGGAGCGGCCGCCGCCGCCGAGCCCGGCGCCGUCAGCCCGCGUGGCGGCUGCCACCUGGUCCCGCUGCUCAGCGCCGCGGAUGUCCAACUGGCGAUGCAGGCACUGCAGUCAGCGGCAUGGAUACACGAUUAUGUUUGGAACUCGGUGGACCCGGCGACAUGUGGCGCCAGCCCGCGCACAAGCAGCGCUGGCGGAGGUGGAAGUGGCGGCGGCGGCAGCGGCGACGGCGACAGCUCCCGAAGCAGCACCCGCCGGCGCGAGGCACUGGCUGCUAUCGCGACGCCUGUGUACCGCGAGGCCCUGGCGGCGGUCAGCAGGAUUCAACAUCCAGCCCUGCACUCACUCGUGGAUCAGGCUGUGGCCUUUUAUGUGGACCCGGCGCUAGGGGAGCCCGAGGACGUGCUACGCAUUAUCUUGGAGCUGCUGACGGCGUGUGGCGGUAUGCCCGCCGCCGCCUCGCCACCGCCGCCAUCAGCCCGAGCCGCAGCACCGGCACCCCAGAGCCGCAGCUUAAGCGGCGGCGGCGGCGGCGGCAGUGGCAAGGACAGGCCGGGCCCGGCGGUUGCGGCGGCGGGGGCUGCAGCCGUGGCGGCGGGCAGGGUUAGCGAGAGCGGCUCGUCCGUAGUGACGGUGCCGUCGUGUAGGAGCUUGGGUGGCGCCCGGCGCAUCAGCAGCUCGUGCCGGGCCUCGCCGCUCGCGGCGGAGGCGGCGCCGCGGAGUUGCACUGCCCUGGGCGCGGGCUCGAGGCCGCGGGAGACUUGCGGCCCGGCUACUGGUGGUGCGGAGGGCCGGGCCGUCUCAUCGGCGUCGGCGGUCGGCGAGGCGGCAGGAGGCGGUAUCAGGGGCUUUGGACUGCGGCGGAAGGUGGCUGAGCGAUUCCUGUCCAGGAGCGACGGCAGCAGCAGCAGCAGCAGCAGCAGCAGCAGCAGCAGCACUACGAGCGAGGCGGCGCUCAGCAUGGGCAGCAGCCUGGGCAGCCUUGGCGUGUGCACGGCGAGCGGUGGCGGUGCUGCGAUGGCGGCGGCAGCUUUGCACAGCUGCGGCAGCGGUGUCGCGCUGCACAGUGCGAGCGAGGGUGCUCCGCCGGGCACCGACAGUGGGAACGACAACUUACAGUCGGACUUGGUCAUAACUGACGCCUCGUACACAGCCUCCGCACCCACAUCCGCCGUGAUUCCUGCUGCCGCUGGCGCAGCUUCCCAUACGUCCGCUGCCGGUCCCACGUGUGUGCCUGCCGGCGGCAACGCCGACGGCAGCGGCCACUCCAGCAGGCGGGCGGCCUCACUGCAGGGCUCAGAGCACAUCACAAUCCCCAGCGGCAGCAGUGGUGGCGGCAACGGCGGCGGCGCGUGCGCCAGUGGCGGCGCAGCGCGGGCUCUGCGGACGCUGAGCCUGCAUGGCUUGCGCGACGUGUUCCGAAGCCAUCACAACUCGCCGGCGCGGGAGGCGCGGGAGAACAGCAGCAUCGGCAGCGGCAGCAGGUCAGAAGUACGCGGCUUUCCUGCUCGCGCUGCCAUGGCAUCAGAUGGCAGCGGCGGCAAAGGGCCCGCGUCGGACCACCAUCACCACCAUUACCACCGUCUGCUCAGCUUGUUCAAGAAGUCCGGCACAGCGGCGCAUUAGGCAGGUCGGCUGGGCCUCAUUGCAAACGGCUGGCAAGUAUGUUUGGGUUUCUAUAGGUCUCAAUGGCUGUGACUGCUUCAGCCCAAGAAGCGGCGCCGGCGCACAGGUUGCUUGAGACCUGCCGGUGCCUGGUUUGCGGUCUAUGCUGGUGACCAUAGCAUAGCACGAUUAUUGCUUUUGGGUUCGUUGCCUGCUGUGCUUGUGCUUGACAGCAGCGGGACGCGGCUGGACACAUUCUUGUCACGAGCGAACUGCUGUCAUUCAAUUAUGCACCUGAGCAAAUCAUCAUCAGCGUUUCAUACAUGCAUGCUCGAUUAAAGUACUCAUAUCAUCAGUACUACAACGCUUGGUCAACCCCGUCAAGUUCGAGUUAUUGAGUGCACGGGAAUUGUGACAGGCCGCCUCGUGUCUGAGAAGUUUGUUUCCUGCGUAGGUAACAAAGUCGUAAGUAACUAUUAUUAUUGCGCGGUACAAGCCGACGGGCCGUACACGCAACGCACGGUGGGCACCGUAAUCAUCGAUGUACGGUGCACUUCAACCGGGACCAUGAGGUGGGUCGAGGUGUAAGACUGCAAAAGC